Molecule: messenger RNA, 464 nt
Organism: Aspergillus homomorphus CBS 101889
Lineage: Eukaryota; Fungi; Ascomycota; Eurotiomycetes; Eurotiales; Aspergillaceae
Exons: 1
Coding region: 51-464 (137 amino acids)
Biological process (GO): dephosphorylation; thiamine diphosphate metabolic process
Molecular function (GO): magnesium ion binding; thiamine triphosphate phosphatase activity
Source: RefSeq, a predicted model, not a curated record
CUCAACACAACAAACAACCACCUCCACUUCCUAAGUCAGAGCCCCCAGAAAUGUUUCUCCUAGAAGUCGAACGCAAAUUCCGUCGCCUAGCUGUGAAGAGCCUCCUCAUUGACAGCGGCCACCCGUUCUUCACCAGCCUCCAGUACCGCGGCAAGCAAACCAUCCACGACACCUACUACGACUCCGCCCACUUCCUCUCCUCGAAAGGCGUCUGGGUUCGCCGACGCGACAACAACUGGCAAGCCAAGAUCCGGCGCGGUGGAGACUACUUCAACUCGAAGUUCGAGGAGCUGUCCACGCCGGCGGCCAUCUCAGCCUACUUGGCCGAGCUUACGGGAACGAGAGCCAACGCAGCAGAGAACUUUGGACUGCAGCCAAUGGCGGUGGUCGCUCGGAGGGUGAGGUUGAGCGGUGCAGAGCGGAGAAGAUGGCGGAGAUGGAUGAGAGAAUUACCGCGUUUAUGA